GGCAGUGGGCGGGGACACGCAGCGUCAUACGGAUUGAGCCACUGGCAAUGGGCGGCUGAUGACUCCCCCACUCUUGCAUAGCACACCAUGUCCGCAGACAGCCCCCCCUCCGAAAUCCAGAUCAAUGUCAAGGGCCCCAGCGAGCUCAAGCUCCAGAUAACCAUCUCGACCGACAAGACGGUGGCGGAUCUCAAGCAGGCCAUCGCAGACAAGUCCGACGUCUCUGCAGACCGUCAGAGACUCAUCUAUUCAGGUCGGGUAUUGAAGGACGAGGACGCGCUCUCCACGUACAAGAUCCAGUCCUCACAUACCAUUCAUAUGGUCAAGGGUGCCGCGCGCAACGGCGCCUCGUCCUCGCAAGGACCUCCGCCUCAAGCACUGCCCCAGAUGCAGGCCGGCCAGAAUGUGCAUGACCCCUUGACGCAACUGAACGGUCAUAUGGGCUAUGGGCUCAUGGCAGGUCUCAAUCCAUUCGCAGAUAUGGGGCUGAACCCCAACGAUCCUAACAUGAUGCAAGGCAUGCUCAGCAACCCACAAUUCCUGCAACAAAUGUCUAGCGUCAUGUCCAACCCCGCCAUCCUCGACCAGAUCAUCGCCUCCAACCCCCAGCUCCAGAGCAUGGCCCCCCAAGUCCGACAAGUCUUCCAGAGCGAGCAGUUCCGCCAAAUGAUCGCAAACCCCGACAGCCUCCGCAUGAUGCUCCAGAUGUCCUCCGCAAUGCGCGGCGUCGGCGGCGCCCCCGGCGGCGCAGGCUCCUUCCCCGCCCCCGGCCUCCCCUCCACCGCACGCCAGCAGGAUCAAGAAGGCCAACAACAGCAACCCCCCACCGGCGCGGCGCCCAACCCCGCAGCGGGCCUUGCAGGGCUCUUCCCCUUCAUGCCACCUCCCGCAGCCGCGGGCGGGAGCAACCCGACCUCGCCUGGCGUGGCAGGCGGCGCGGCACCGGGCGUGGGCAUGUUCGACCCUGCGAUGAUGCAGCAGAUGCUGGCCGCGAUGGGCGGGGGUGCGGGUGCGGGCGUCGGUGCGGGUGCGGGCGGUGCGGACCCGUUCGGACUGGGCGCUUUUGGCGGGCUCGGCGGUGUGCCUGCUGCCCCGGCGGACACUCGGUCGCCCGAGGAGCGGUUCCAGGUGCAAUUGCAGCAAUUGCAAGACAUGGGCUUCACGAACGCGCAGCAGAACGUGCGCGCGCUGCUUGCAACGGGCGGGAACGUCCACGCCGCGAUUGAGUACAUCUUGGGCGGGGGCGGUUUGUAGGCGCGUAGAGUCUCUUGGUCGGCUUGAACCCUUUCGCACGUCGCAGGUGUCUUCUUGUCUGUACGGCGCAUAGCUGAGCUUGUACGAUGUUGAUAGAGAAAGCAGUAGUUCAAUUGUAGCGUAAUUUGGGACCUCCCCCGUCGGCGACGGUA
This is a messenger RNA of Rhodofomes roseus, 1406 nucleotides long. RefSeq lists its product as uncharacterized. Gene Ontology annotation, molecular function: polyubiquitin modification-dependent protein binding. Lineage: Eukaryota; Fungi; Basidiomycota; Agaricomycetes; Polyporales; Fomitopsidaceae. Bases 88 to 1254 code for a protein of 388 amino acids. Gene Ontology annotation, cellular component: cytosol. The transcript has 7 exons. Gene Ontology annotation, biological process: ubiquitin-dependent protein catabolic process. The record is from RefSeq and is a predicted model, not a curated record.